Messenger RNA from Penicillium vulpinum, 7662 nucleotides. RefSeq lists its product as uncharacterized. Gene Ontology annotation, molecular function: protein binding. Lineage: Eukaryota; Fungi; Ascomycota; Eurotiomycetes; Eurotiales; Aspergillaceae. The record is from RefSeq and is a predicted model, not a curated record. The transcript has 4 exons. Bases 1 to 7662 code for a protein of 2553 amino acids.
AUGUUCGCCAAGGCCAAGGAGAUCCUCGAUAGGGGCUCAUCCAUCCGCGAGGAAGUCAACCAAGGCAAUUUUAAUGGCGCCAAAGACGCCGUCAAAGGUCAAGGCUCCAAAGGAUCGACUGGCCAGGAGGGAGGCAAUGCCAACGAGAUGCUCGAUAAAGGCUCAUCCGUCCGCGAUGAAGCCAACCAAGGAAACUUUAAUAGCGCCAAAGAAAAUAUGACCCAGGGUCAAACAAAAGAAUCAACCGGCCAGGGAGGCAAGGCCAACGACAUGCUUGACAAAGGCUCAUCCGUUCGUGAUGAAGCCAACCAAGGAAACUUUAAUAGCGCCAAAGAAAAUAUGACCCAGGGUCAAACCAAACAAUCGACCGGCCAGGGAGGUAAGGCCAAUGAGAUGUUCGAAAGGGGCUCGUCCAUCCGCGAUGAAGCCAACCCCGGAAAUUUCAAUGGCGCCAAAGAUAUCACCCAAGGUCAGACUAGUAACGUAUCGACCGGACAGGGGGUUGUCGGCGGAGCAUCGGGCAACGCUGCUGGAAUGAACAAAGAAUACAUCAACAGCGAGAAUGUUCAGGAGACCGGAAUGCCAACCAGCAAAGGAGGUAUUGCCCAAGACUACACCGGCACCUCCUCCACUGGCGAAACUAUGCUGGAGCAACGAGCCAUCGGCAACGAGAGGCGAGGAACUGGCCAGGAACAGCAAGAAAGCAUCAUCGAAAACAACAAGAGUGGCUCUAAAAGGGACCGCAGAGGCAGUGUGGCGGCCGGAGAGCUUGAACCUAACUACGACAUCCGCAAGGGCCCAAUCACCAUGCCAGGUACUUUCCAAGAAAAGAACUAUCACAAUGAGACUGGCAAAGAAACUCUCGUUCAAAGAGGAACUAGCAGCAAAGGAAUCAUUGAUGGUGGAUCAUCCGCCGACAAGAAAAGCUCUCCUCAGGUUGUCUUCGCGGGCGGCAACAAGGCCGGCUCAAACAACAAGACUGGAACAUCCGGCCUUGGAGGCGACUUUGGCGAGGAAUACAUAGAAAAAGAGUUCCACGACUAUGAAAAAAUCAGCCCGGACAUCUUCAGCGAGGGAGCCGUUGGCAAAGACCUCCAAAAGAAAGCUGCUGGUCAAGAAGAAGUUGGAAAAUACCAUCUUGACAAAAAGCAACUUGACAAGCAGGGCUCCCACGCUACCGAGAGAGAAGGGGCAGCCGAAGCUGCUGCCGCCGCCGCUGCUGUCGGCGACGGCCAUGCCAGAGAACAAGAUCUAGCUUCCAAAAACCCGAGGAGGAAGGUUUCUUCCACCGUGGGAGAACAUGAUCGUGCAAGUGGACAUGGACUGGCCGCCUCAAACCAGACGAGCAAGGGGGGUUAUACUUAUGCCCAUGCGGCAGCUGGUGAAACCCUGAAGGCCAAGACCCCGACAAGCGCAGGGUAUGCUGCUGCCAGUGGAUCUGAUCAAACAAGUGGUCUACGUUCUACCACCACGAGCCAGACAAACAAUGCCUUCUACAAUACCAGCACCACUGGCUCAAACCAGGCGGGUAUCGCCAGUGGAGGAGUCCUGGGACUUCACCAAGAUGGCAAAGUUCAUCAAGGAAGCAUUACUGGCGGCGGAGGAAUUCAACACGGCAGUGCCUAUGGUGCUUCGAGCAAUGAUGGCUCCAAGAAUGGAACCAUCCACGCCGGCUCCGGUACCAAGAGCAGCGCCAAAAAUGAAGCUGCCUCGAAGCGCAUGGUCAGACAGCUGAGUAGCAGUAGCUACAAGCUCACUGUCCUCCAGGAGAAGGUCCAGGCUGUGUCCCAGAAGUGCAAGACUCAGCUGGGUCUGUCUUCCGGUGCGAUCAGCAAGCGCAGCUCUACCGUGGAUGAUUUCUACGAUGCUGUUGCAGCUGAACGUCUCCGCUGGAUGCCUCAUGAUGGCAGCAGACUCGACUGCAGCCUCAGAUGGGCGUCCAGACUGGCACAUGCAGUCGACGCUCUUCGGGAGUCCGUCGGAGCCUUUGCGCCUGCUGCCAACGAGGCCGCAACGCUCAUCUGGGGAUUCGCUAUCCUCCUCUUGGAGUCUGAUAUGGACGACACGGAUAUCUUCGAGAGCGUCUUUGGCCGAUAUGGCCGAGUUGCCGUCGGCAUCUACUUGCUUCUGCAGUAUGAGGUCGCGUACAAAUCCUCUCCUGAACUUCAGCCAGAGGUUGCUGCAGUCUUCGCAGAUUUGCUUGAGAUGGUCUCUAGCACGACUAUCAGCUGUGUCGAGGGAUUCAAGAGCAAAGAGUCCGAUCAAGUUAUUGGACGCAAUGUUGACGACGCUUUUGUGACCUAUGCCAAGCGCUUUUCUACCCACUGGAAUUGCAUUGUCGAUGCUCACACUGCGAAGCUCGUGGAGGCGAGCUCCCUGAUCUACUCCUCGCCUGAGCUGGGUAGUUUGCGUCAAUUCCUGGGAGUGCAGGACCGCCCUCUUCAGUUUAUCCUCGACUCUCGCGCUCACUCGCUUGCUGAUGGAUCGUUUGAGUGGUUCAACAACACGCUCUACGAUUUCUCUGUCUCAAGCUCCCCUGUGAUGCUCAUUUCCGGUGGUCCUGGCUCAGGAAAGAGUGCACUGGCCCAAUGGGCGAUCGAAAGGCUACAGGAGUCUGCUGAGCACGAUAGCUGGAAUGUUAUUCCAUACACCAUUCGUGCUGAUGUUCCUGUCGCUACUUUGCCUCUGCGCAUUCUGAAGGGUAUCCUUCACCAGAUGUUGGAUCACUCUGUCAGUGACAGGGUCACACAGGAGGCUAUCCUGGUUGAAGUCGCCAAGGCAGCCCAAGGAGCGAUCGAUGGUGCUGGAGAUGAGGUAUUUGAAGCCAGCCUUUGGAGAGGUAUUCGUGCUGGUCUUUCUACAAACAUUCAGUACAUGUUUGUGGUUGACGGCGUCGACCAGAUCAAGGGUGGCCAUGCGAAUGCCAUUGCUUGUCUUGAUCGCUUCUGUGAGAUUCUCUCCGAACAGAAUGCUGGAUCUAAGAUGAUCGCUUUCACCCGGCCCCUGAGCUCGAAGACCAGUUCCAAAGGCGUUCAGCAGUUUACCAUGCAGAGCUCCCAGACCAAGUCCGAUAUCACAGCAUAUGUCAACAAGAUGCUUGCAUCUGGUGCAAACUUUGAAACCAACAAGGGCAACCAGCUUCAAGCCGCUGUGUCUGCCAUUGUAGCCCGCUCCCAGGGCUCUUUCAGUUGGGCUGAGAUGGCAGUUGCAUACGCUAAACAGCAAAAGAGCUUGAGCCAGGCUGUUGCCUCCGUUCAGGCCCUGCCGCAGUCGAUGCCAGAACUUCUUGACAUCCACUUCAAGAGCCUUGACUUCAACCAACCGGGUACUAGUAAUGUUGUUUCCUGGCUCGCAGUAGCCGAGAGGCCCUUGCUAGUCGAAGAGAUUGAGCAUUUGUUGAAUGUGGACCCUAAGGGCCCCAGCUACUCUAAGCAGCCAAUUAGUAGCUAUGACAUCUUGAAUGCCCUGAGCCCGCUGAUCAUGACCCGUGAUGGCGUGGUAUCUUUCGCCCACACCUGCAUUCGUGACCACUUCAUCAAACAGGCCAAGUCGUCCAGUGGAAAGUCCCAGCUCAGUAUCAAGGAUUCGCACUACGACCUGCUCGCUAGGUGUCUUUCCUAUGUGCAGUUGAGCCUGCGUGAGGAGGUUGAUAUCUCCAUGGAUAAGCUGAGCAUCGAGGAGCGCAACAACUUGUUUGACAAGUAUGCCGUCUUGGAAUACACUGCACGCUACUGGCUGUCGCAUCUCCUCUCUUCGCCCUUGGUCACCGAUGAGGGAGAGUUCCAAUUCAAUUCAAGCUUCAAGAACCUGCUGCCUGGAAGCGUCCUCUUUGCACGCCUCGAGUUGACUUGCCGCGAGUCCCAGUUCACUCGAUCUAGUGUCGUGGAGCUCUAUAGACUUGCAAGCGACAUUCGCCGAUUGGUUCUCGGCGAGAAGUCCAAGGCCCUGUUGCAAAGCUUGGUCCUCAGCGCGCGCGUGUCCAAGAUGGCACAUGCCGGUCACGCCGAUGAGACCUGCUACGAAGCAUGGAAGCUUAGCCAGGAGCUUCUCGGCCAGUCACACUCGAUCACUCUGGAAUGCUCCGAGAUGAUGACAGAGUCAUUCUCGGAGCGAGGCACAAUGACCUCCCAGCAGGAAGAGAUCAUGAAGUACUUGAUCUUGACCGAUUCCGAGAUCACCGGGGUGGAGUUCAGCCAACGCCUCAGGUAUCUUGGAAUCAUCGUCAGCAUGUACAAGUCUCGCAAGGAAGAUCAAUCCGCAUUGCUCAUCUCGAAGCACUUCUAUCAGGAAGUUCUUCAGAAGUAUGGUACCAAUUCGCGCCAGUCAUCCCAGACUGCUGAAUUCUUGACCACCCACUUCCCGACAACUGGAAGCGACGAGAUGAGCCGCGAUAUUGCCAGAACUAAGUAUGACAAUAUGGUGCGCACCAUGGAGGUCACCGACGAGCGCCGAAUCUCCUACACUCUGUACAUGGCCAAGAUGUAUGAGGAGCAGGGUGAUACGUCUCACGCCCAGGCAGUUCUUUCAAGCCUGUGGGCUGGUCUCAACUCGCGCGAUAUCGACUCUGUUGAUAUGAUGGACAAGAAAUCCAAUGUCGCUCUUGUGUACUACCAGUUCCUCCGCCGUCAGGACCGAAGUGAUGAGUCUGAAGUCAUCAUCCGUGAACUGGUUGCAGAUCUCGAGGUUACUGGUAUUCACUCCGAGGAGAUGAUGCAGCGCGUGCACCUUCUCCGCGCUGAGACUCGGGAGAUGCUCAUGUUCAAUCUCGAUCGCUCCUUGUCGAUUCUCAUGUGGCGCUACUACAAGGAGAGCCACCAAGAGUACUCGGAGGAGGCAACCUCUCUGGCGCUCUCAAUUGCCCAGAGCAUGGCUAAUGGGGUCUCUAUCGAGAAUGCAUCAUCCCUGACUUCUGGAGAUCGCAAGCUGCUGGUUGAGCUGCUGGACGUUAUCUCAGCCAGUCCCGAAAACAUGACUGUCACUACCUUGAUCAUGUGCCACAACCUUGCUACUAUUUACGUGCGCGAGGAAGACUGGGUCCAAGCCAGCGAAUGCGCGAUGGCGGUUCUGCAGCAUAUAUGGCCCAGCGUGGAACAGGCCAAAUCCAAGCAGAAGUUCUCGCAUGAGCUGGCACCUCCCGCAGCAGAUCUGGCUUUGGUGUUGGCCUACUGCCACUUCCGCAGGCUGCAUCUGGAACAGGCUACAGUUGUGUAUGAGAAUGCCUUCCGUAGCUUGAUCUCUUCUGACGGAGUCCCUGUGGCGUCGGUGCUGGCUGUUGCCAAGGCUGUCGUCGAGUUCCACGAGACUACUUACCAGUUCACCAAGGCACUGAACUUGCUCCAUACCAUGAGCAACUUCCUGGUCUCUCGCCUCGGAGAGACCCACGAGCAUACUAUCGAUAACAUGUAUCUCGAGGCUGCUUUGGCCACUCGUCUGGAGAUGGCCGACGAGGCUAAGAGCAUUUACCAGCGCAUCUACAAGGCUACCUCUGAUGAGAACAAGAUUGCUCCAGAGGGAGUCGAAGCUGCAAUUGCCCUCAUCAACAUCUACGAGAAGGAGAUGCAGUGGGAUUCUGCGUUGCGUGUUUACAGAUCUCUCUGGCCUACCCUGGUUGUCGAAGACAACAAGGAAAAUACAUAUGAUCAUGCGCUCGUGGACCGGAUGCUGGAGAAGACUUACAUUGGCUACAUGGCUAUUCUGACUUCCCACAAGAGGUCCGACUUCUCCGAGCGGUACCAGGUUGCCUCCGAGUAUGUCAUGACCUGUCGCCACGUGCACGGCGCAACAAGCCAGAAGACGCUCAAUGCAACCUUGCUCUUUGCCGAGCUGUGUGAGUCGAGCGAUUCGUACGUUGACCAAGCCAUCUCGCUGUACAAGAUGCCUCUGGAAACCAGCGAGUGGGUGGCUCCAUCUCAGUCGUCGAAGGGUCUCGACCAGAUGACUACCCCGUUGCCUAUCACUCUCAAGCACAAGUUGGCACAGCUGUAUGUCCGCAAGCAUGCUUCGUCCGGAGAAGCCCGUUCUCUCUACACCGAAGAGUUCCAACUAGCCAAGAAGAACCAGGGCUACUUCUCCACCACGACUCUCUCCUGGCUCCGUGAACUUGCCCUCGCCCAUUCGCGGCAGAGAACUUCUUCUUCUGUUCAGCAGGGUUCCGCUAUCCUUCACACUUACUCUACCGACAUCUUGCAUGCCGGUGGUGACCCUGACACAAUCGGCGACUGGGCCCGCCGGAUCGCAAGUAUCUACCUUGAGUGCGGCUUCGUCUCAGGUGGCAACGAGCUCCUUGAUGAACUCCGCCACCGCGUGGUUUACGGCGAGUCUUCCAACAUCAAUCUGAGGGAUCGCCACGAUGCCAUCUUCGUCGCUGCUUUCGAGGAAGUCUUCGGCAAGCGUGCCACUUACGACCAGAUCAUGGCCGACAUGGCUCGUGAGAGGAAGACUUCCCAGGCCUUUGCCAAGAGCUUGUCUAGCCACGACUUCAUCCCCACUCUGAUCACUGGCCACCAGCUCUACAAUAUCCAGAUUGGCCAGAAGAGAGUUCGUGCUGCCAACGACACCAAGGACAAGUUGUACGACUACUUCUGCUCCAACCUGUCUGCCACCGGUGUUGCCGACAAGGCAAUUGUGCAGCAGUUCUACCAGAUUUGUCUGCGUGAGGUUCACAAUGAGGACUACAACAUCAACAUUCUGACAAACACUACCAACCUUGUUCGCGACCUGUGCAACUCUUCCCGCUUCCAGGAAUCUGCCAUUCUGACAGGCGUUUUGCACUCAUUCAUGCACAUCACCAAUGGCCUCGACAGCCACGAAAGCAUCAACACUGCUAUCCAGCUGUGCUUGUACCUGAGCGGCCACAAGGCAACCAAGUGCACCAACGAAAAGACCUACCACACCAUGUCCAUCAAGUCCAAGCUGUUCCUUCAGGAGAUCAUGACAGCUUCGAAGUCCCUCGGCAUCGAGAUGGUAGACCUGCCUUUCACCGACCUCAACAACAUCAUCACCCUCCUAGGAGAGUACGAGAUGUUCGACGAGCUCGAGGCCAUCCUGACCCAACUCUGGACCUCCCGCAUCGUCCAGCGCACCUGGACACCGGACGUGGUCGUAUGGAUCGGCCGACGACUCGUGGAGACCCGUUUCUGCAGCGGCAAGGUCGAUUCCGCUAUCCAGCUAUGCCGCGACAUCUGCUACAACCUGCGCCAGGUUUGGGGCAGCUGCGACCCGGUCACACUGGACAUGACCAAGCUUCUCUCUGCCUUGUUCACGGCAUCUGAGAACUACCAGUCCGCAGCAACUCUGCACGAAGGAAUCUUGUACGACCUGCUCGGCGACUCCGAGGCGGAGGGCCAUGCCCGUGCUGCUGAUACCGCAUCGCAGCAUAUGGAGUUGAUGCGUCGUGCGCAGUCACGUCUCGGAACAGGCCAGACGGCCAGACGGGCUUCGGCGCAUGCAGAGCUGUACCAGUCGUUGGUGGAUCGCUUCGGUGUGGAGACUGAGCAGAUGAAGAAUGCUGGUGAGGCCAAUGGUGGUGCGCAAUUCGGUAUUUGGUCGAAGCCUAGACGGUUCAGCAUUGAUGUUCACGAUAUGGAGGAUGGUCAGAUGCACCACAAUCAUAUUCGCGAGUCUAGCAGUGCUCCGAGACGUAUCUCGGUGCAAGCUCUCUAA